This is a messenger RNA of Eruca vesicaria subsp. sativa (arugula), 1998 nucleotides long. The record is from the annotation of a GenBank genome assembly. NCBI's taxonomy places the organism in Eukaryota, Viridiplantae, Streptophyta, Magnoliopsida, Brassicales, Brassicaceae.
AAGCUAGACAGACAAGAGAGAGUUUUUUCAAAAAAAAGCCAACAGAAGAGAAAGAGCAAGAACCCUAAUCGACUACACGCGCUGAUAUCCACUGCUAAUAUCGAAAAUGGCGAGUGAGAGUUCCCAGUCUUCUUCGCCGUCGCCAGGUGAUACGUUCAUAGGAAGCUUCAUCAGUCUAAUUUCCAAGUCCGAGAUCCGCUACGAAGGCAUUCUAUACCAUCUCAAUGUUCGCGACUCUACGCUAGGUUUGAAGAAGGUAAGAUCUUGUGGAACGGAGGGGAGGAAAAAAGAUGGGCCUCAAGUUCCACCGUCUGAUUCUGUUUACGAUUACAUUCUUUUCCGGGGAAGUGACAUCAAGGAUCUGCAUGUUAACCCUUCUCCAUCUGCACAUUCAAGACAGAGCAUUCAGAGUGAAAAGGACAUCAAUCAGUCCUCUGGUUCUAGGCCAGUUAUGAGCUCUCCGUCUACUGGAUAUGAUAGUGGUUAUGGUUUGGGGAAAGGAGCACAAUGGGUUCAUACACCUGCUUUGACUAGUAAACCGGUUCUUACCACACAAUAUUCACCGGUCCUUCUAGGUGAUGAUGGAAGCUUGACAGAAUCACCAGCAAGCGUUAUUGAUUCAACUAAUACUUUCCAGGCACCUCAAAGUAAUGCUGCUGGUCUGUCUAUGCCGAUGCCUUCUUUCGUGCAAGGAAACAAACUAGCUUCUGCUGGAGUUCCUCGUGGUAUGAUGCAUCAGGCAGUUUCAUCAUCUUCUACCAAGCACAAUGUUCAAGCACAGAUUGUAGAUAUGUUUGCUUCACCGAUUAUGGGAUUAGUAGAUGAUACAACCAAGGUUGUUACUCAUACACCCGACGUUGCUUCUGAUCUAUCAUACUCUUCUAACCCUUCUCCCCUUGGUCAAGCACAACACCAUACUCCACCUGGCCUCGCUUCUUCAACCUCCACCCUUUCUCCACUUUCUGAAGCACAACUUUCUGCUCCGAAUAUUCAGAACAGUUACCCUGUUGCAUCCCAGGCUGUUGGUAAAGGUGGCUAUGACUCUCACAUUAACCAUCAUAACCAGUCUAUACCGUAUAACUUACCAGCUGUGACUUCGGAUUCAGCUCCUAUAGUUCCUGGUCCUUUAUCGAACUCGCCUCAGUCAUUCUUUGGCAUGGAGCCGUCACUGCAAUCUCGGCAGCAGGUGGUCAAUAGGGGUGAAGAGAUGUUUGGUGCAACUAACCCGGUAUCAAUGGGUGUGCCAUCUCGAAGUCUUGCUACUACGCAUCAAGCGCCUUUGCUGCCUCUUCCUGUUUCAGCUCAUCAGACUCGGAUCCCUCGUUCAAGCAAUGAGUUCACUGAAGAAUUUGACUUUGAGGCAAUGAAUGACAAGUUCAAUAAGAAUGAAAUAUGGGGGUUUCUUGAAAAGAACAAAGAGGAGACUGCAGUUGAGCCAAGCGAAGAAGGGAAGGCAAAGCCUGCUUAUAAAAAGGAUGACUUUUUCGAUUCAAUCUCGUGCAAUCAACUUGACCGUGUGGCAAGAAGCGGACAACAACAGCUACACAUCCAGUUUCCCGAUCACACGAGACAAGAUUCUCAGGGCUUUGGUAACAAUUUUCAAAGACCACUCCAACCACAACCGGGUCAGGGUGCAUAUCUAGCUGCACAAACCAAUAACCAUGGCGGAUAUAAUAACAACAACUACUCAAACUCGGGUUAUGGUUACUACUCAGGUGGGAGAGGCCGAGGCAGAAACACACAUUUCUAGGUCACUCUGGCACUUCCUUUUCUUACCUCUGUUCUUAAAUUCAGUUUUUUUCGGAUAGAGAAACAAUUUUAUGGUAAUUGUAUCUCAAGAUUCGUAGGCAUUAUCAUAUUAGCAAGUUCAUCUUUCGUUUUUUCUGUCGUGAUGAGCUUUAGCCUCAGGAGAGAAUGUUGGUGGUUCUUCUGUGUAGAUAAGAAAAACAAAAAGUACUAUUGAACCGUUUGGUAUAUGCAAGUGUCAUUAGAUAUAUA